CUUUUGCCUGCUGGUUGGUGCUGCUCUUGCCUCCUGCUGGGACCGGAGUUUUUCGUCUCCGAGGAAGCAGCCUUGGGGCUUCCUAGUUUGUGUUCUUCGCCGUUCAGAUUAGCAAGAAAGCGGAGUGGGAGAAGCUUCUCCCGUUCGAUCUUCCUUCUAUUUUAACCGGGAUAAGAAUGAGAACAUGAGCCAGAGAGACAUUUGCGUACAUCUCUUUGCUGGAGGAUGUGGAGGCACAGUAGCUGCAAUCUUGACAUGUCCACUAGAAGUUCUGAAAACACGAUUGCAAUCAUCAUCUAUUACUCUCUACAUUUCUGAAGUUCAGCUGAAUACUGUGAAUGGAGCAAGUGUUAAUCGGGUUUCUCCACGGGCUUUUCAUUGCUUUAAGAUGAUCUUACAAAAUGAGGGUCCCCGGUCAUUUUUCAGAGGACUAGGUCCUAACUUGGUAGGCGUGGCUCCAUCCAGAGCACUAUAUUUUGCAACUUAUUCCAAGUCCAAAGAAAUUAUGAAUAACGUAUUUGAGCCAGAUUCUACUCAAGUACAUAUGACCUCAGCUGGAGUGGCAGGUUUUACUGCAAUCACAGUAACUAAUCCAAUUUGGUUAGUAAAGACACGAUUACAACUUGAUGCAAGGAAUCGUGGAGAAAGACGGAUGAAUGCUUUUGAAUGUGUACGCAAAGUUUAUCGGUCAGAUGGAAUUAAAGGUUUUUACCGAGGGAUGUCUGCCUCUUACGCAGGCAUAUCAGAGACUGUUAUUCAUUUUGUUAUUUAUGAGAAUAUUAAACAAAAAAUCUUGGAAUGUAAUUCUGCUUCUGGAAUGAGUAAGGAGGAUGAGCCUGUCAAAAAAGCAUCUGAUUUUGUUAGUAUGAUGGCAGCUGCAGCCACUUCGAAAACCUGCGCUACAUCUAUUGCCUAUCCACACGAGGUUGUACGAACAAGACUACGAGAAGAAGGAACAAAGUACCGAUCCUUUUUCCAGACGUUGUCAUUGCUUAUGCAAGAAGAAGGCUAUAGUUCUUUCUAUCGUGGCCUAGCCACACAUUUGAUAAGACAAAUACCAAACACGGCUAUAAUGAUGACUACCUAUGAAGUGGUAGUCUACUUGCUCAAUAGACAGCAGCACUACUAUCUGACUAUUGGGAAGUGAAAGACCAAAAGUUUGGACCAUAAACAUUCUGAAUGAUAGCAGCUAUACAUAUAUAUAUCAUCCAGGUAUAUCACCCGUAUAUCAACUAUAUGCAGAUAUGGACAAAGUGGAAGAAUAUCGAUAGGCAAUCAUUCACACUUCUGCUGGCUUGUCAUAUGGUAUCUCUUGCAAGUUUUUCUUAAGGACUACAUUUAACAUGUCAUACUUCAAUUGCAAUUUCCUCUUACCAUGUUAACUUUUUUACUUCUAUGCAGUGAGCAGCGAGGGCUUGGUGUGAGCAAGGAGGUUGUAAUGUGUUUUAGUGCAAGGUGUAAAUCCAUUACUGGUUGUAGAGUUAUGUUCUACAGCAGUUUGAAGGCUAUGUCAGCGUAAAGCAUAUUCAUGCUCGUAUCUGAAAGUCCAUUUUGCAAUUGAAAUAAAAUGAUAGGUGAAGAUUUACAUUAAGCUUCCCAUUUUACUACCUCAAUGGGUCUCAGAAGGAAAUGUAAAUUCCUACAUUCCUCUAAAAACAUAUUGAUCUUCAUUUGUUUAUACAUGGGGGCAGGGCAGGAAGAACAAAAUUCUAAUAAUUUUAACAUCUAACCCUGGGUUGAGUGUGCCAUAGGUGCAUAUUUUAAUAACCCACUUAAUUUUAAGUUUUUGCUGUACAAAUAGAAGAAUGUUAAGAUCUGUGUAAGAUUUUCUUCUGUUCUCCUGUAUGCAUCAUCUGAUGGAUCCUAGUAGGACUUAAAAGUAUUUCUAGAUUGUGUUAUUUUGAACCAAGAAUCAACCAAUUCUUGAAGAGUGGCAAAUAACUUAGUAAUUCAGCAUUAUGUCAGACUUCAGCAAACUUAAUUCUUGUAAGAGUUACGUCACCUGAGCUGAAAUCUGCAUCAAUUAAAUGCCAAACUUCACUAUACUUCAAGAACAUAUAAAAAUCAAAUGCUAAUAUUAUUAUUAAGAAAUAAUAAUACUCUGCAUUCAAGCAUUCCCUUGUAUUUUAUUAUUUGCUUAAUUUCUGGUGCAUUGUGCAGAAAUUGAAAAAUGAAUUUUUUUCCCCUUAGAAAGUAUAGUCCUUAAAAUUUAUUUCAACAUUUACACAAUAUAAUUUGCUAUCAUUUAAGAGUUGAUUUUCACUAACACAUAGUAACUAUGUUGUCUUUAACAAACACUAUUCACAGUAUUACAAGUAACAUAUUUUAGUGUUAUAUAAUUAAUACAAAAAUCCUACAUUCAUUUUUUAAACUACAGUCCUCCUGUUCCAAGCAAAUUUUCUGCCUAUGAAUUACUGUUUUCUAAUUGAAUAUUUUUUUAUUUGCAAAUUUAGCUAGUGAUACCAUGAAACAAGCUUGUGAAUUCAUUUGCGGGUAUUUAAUUCAAAGACAAUAUUCUAAAAAUGUGUAUCGUUAGUGUAUUUGAUUUUUUUAUUAAAGAAAAUUAAAUAAUUGUAAUGGUGCAAUCCUACUCUUGCCUAUUCAGAAGUUACAAAGAAUGUAGAAAGAUUUAUUUCUAAAUCAGUUGUUUCUAAAUAGAAUUAUAGCUUAAAGUUUAUUUAUGGCAACUGGAUUAUACAUGGUUAGUUCCCUUUAUUAUUGUAUAUAUUUUGUUACUGUAUAAUACAGACAAGUGAAACAUGAGGGCAUGAGGAAAGCUUAAAAUUUAUUUCUAUAAACUGUUAAAAAAUAAUUUCAUUGCAGGCUACUUUAAAAUAAUGCAGGGAUUCUGAGAAUAGAGCCAACUGUCGAAAUAGUUUCUCCCUGGCUAUUCUGUAGCAGAUACAUUUCCUAUAGACUUGCAAUAUUUAGUUUGAUGGUUGUAUUAAAAUGUACCUCUUGUUACAAAUCAUUCUGCUGGAUCUUUUUAGCAGGAAAUAAUUUUCUUCAAUGAGACUGAUCUUGUUAUACAUGUAGUUCUUGACUUACGACCACAUUUGGGGCUGAUUGCUAACCAAUGUAGUUAUUAAGCAAAUCUGGCUUUUCCCAUUGACUUACUUGUUGGAAGCUUGCUAGAGGGUUGCAAAUCAUGAUCACAUGACUGUAGGAUGUUGCCUCUGUUGUAAAUGCGAGCCUGUUACCAAGUGCUCAAAUUGUGAUCAGGUGACUUGCAGGGGUGAUGUGAUGUAAUUUCAAGGACAUACUAUAAGUCAUUUUUUUCAGCACCAUUGUAACUUCAAACUAUCAUUAAAUGAAUGGUCAUAAGUUGAGGACUAUCUGUAUUUUAAUAAACAUGACAGAUACAAUCAAUAGUUGAAGAUGAAUUAAGAAAAUUCGUUAAAGGAACAGAUUCCCCAACAAAUCUUCAUCUGAACAAAUUUCUUGCUUGUAAAUAUUACUGACAAAGAUGUUAUUGGUUGUAAACAAUACGCUACAAAUGCUUGCUGUUUUAAAUGAUAAAAUUGAGUAAUAUUACUUUGUUAUGAAGAAAUUUCUAGAAAAACUAACUUAAUAUAUUUCUAUUUCUACACUCAGGUAGAUUCAGAUAACCAAGCCUCCCCCCCCCCCUCGGUGCAAUCACCAUUAACACCAUAUGAUAGCAUUCCAACAACAAUCAUCCAAAGAUAAUGAAUCAUAGAACUUUGGGGCAAGUUUAAAAUGUAGGUAAAAUCAUGAUUACUUAUUUAUUCUAAUCUGACAAAGUCUUUAAAAAUAAAUAUUUCAAAAUCAUAAGCUGUUCUAGUACGUCAGCUUUAUGAAUCCACAUUUCUAUUGUUCAUUAUAAAGUGGAUCCCACUCAUUACAUGAUCAUGCAGCAUUCUGAUCAUAUAGUUGCUUAAGGCACAUAUGACUUUGCUUGAUGAAUAAAGCCUCUUUUAGCUAACAUAUCUAUUUGAGCAUUAUUUGAAACAUUGUUAUAUAAACUUUUGGUAAAAUUUUUAUGAUCUGCCUUUAAAAAAUGCAUUUGAUUAUGAUAGAUAUAUUAAGAAUUAGGGAUGUGAUGAACUGAACAAAUUAAUCCUAAGCAUUUUUAGUGUCACUGCCAUUUCAUAUAUGCUAUGACAUAAGUGGUGGAAUAUCUAGGUUCAAAGGAGAAAUAGUUAUAUCUCUGUGUGUGCGUGUUGGCCUGCAUGUUGUGCUUGUCAGCAAUUCUUUAAACAACUUCAUUGUUUCCUUAAGGCAGUGACUACAGAAUCCCAGAAAAAAAAUAUAUACAUUUAAUUUAAAAAGAUAAUGAUAGUUGUACAUCCCUAUUCCUAGUAGUCUUUUUUAUUAGCACAUUACUUGCUAAACAUGAAUCUAUAGGAUACUUGUUUACUUUAGUCCAGCGUUUCUCAACUUCCACAGUUUUAAGGUGUGUGGACUUCAACUCCCAGAAUUCCCAAGCCAACAUACUGGUUGGAGAACUUGAGCAGUGAAGUCCUUGCAUCUUAAAAGUUGCUGAGAUUGAGAAGCACUCCCUUAAUCCAAAUUUAAUAUUGAUGCCUUUAACAAAGUUGCCUUAAUGAGCUAUCCUAACUUCAACCUGAAUUCAGAUUAGGGACCUCAGGCGAGAUUAAAAGAAGAAGCAGAAGUCUCAUGGAAUACUUGCAGAAAGCUCCCUAGGUAUCAUGUUCCCACCAAAGGAAUGUUGAUACCCAGUGCCCACUCUUGGGUUGAAAUAAAAAAACAAAAUUUAAAAAAAAAUAGUGGAUUAAGGAUAAGGAUAAUUUUAUUUCUAUACCGCCUCUCUCCCGAAGGACUCGGGGUGGUGUACAGCCAGGUAAAAACACAAUACAAAUAUCACAAUUUAAAUUUAAAAAAUUAUUACAAGUAUUACAUUUAAGGCCAAAAUUUAAUAAAAACCCCCAAAAUUUAAGAACUCCGAAUUUAAAACUCAGUUAUGAAGCUAGCCCUGCCAGUCGGAAGAGCAGGGUCUUAAGAGCACAGCGGAAAACUCGGAGGUCAGAGAUCUUGCAUAUGUCCAGGGGCAGUUCAUUCCAAAGGGCAGGGGCUCCCACAGAGAAGGCUCUCCCUCUGGGUGUCGCCAGCCGAGAUAAUUUGGCCGACGGCACCCUGAGGAGUCCCUCUCUGUGGGAGCGGACUGGUCGGUGGGAAGCUAUCGGUGGCAGAAGGCUGUCUCGUAGGUACCCAGGUCCUGAGUUAUGGAGCGCUUUAAAGGUGGUAACCAACACCUUGAAUCGCACCCGGAAGACCACUGGGAGCCAGUGCAGCUCGCGCAGGAGAGGUGUUAUAUGAGCGCAACGAGUUGCAUCCAUAAUUACCCGCGUGGCCACAUUCUGGACCAGUUGGAGCUUCCCAGUGCUCUUCAAGGGGAGCCCCAUAUAGAGAGCAUUACAGUAGUCCAGCCGGGAGGUAACAAGGGCGUUAGUGACUGUGCGCAAGGCGUCCCGGUUCAGAAAGAGAUGCAACUGGCGAAUCAGGCGAACCUGAUAGAAAGCUUCCCUGGCCAGGGCUGUCAUAUGCUCUUCUAAAGACAGCCGUGCAUUCAGGAGGACGCCCAGAUUGCGAGCCCUCUCGGGGGGGGGGGUAGAGAUUCACCCCCUAUAGAAAGCGAUGGCGUCAGCUGACUAUAACAGGACGUGGGUAGCCACAGCCACUCGGUCUUGGAAGGGUUGAGUACCCCACAACUUUUUGAUAAUUUGAAGAAAAGACUAUACAUUUUCCAUGUACUAGUCUUUUAUCUUUGCAUCCAGCUUUGAAUGUAUAAGAUGGAACUAAUAGAAUUACCCAUUUUGUUCUAGGCAUAUAAAAUUUGGUUAAAUAAUUACAUAAUAUGAAGAUGAUUUAAUCCUAAAUUGUGUGAUUAUAUUCCUAUAUAUCUUUUUGAAUGAAAUAAUGGAUUUAAAUCUUUUCAAAAAAUGAGGAUUUUUCCAUGUGCACAAUAUACUUUGGAACUUGGUUGAUUUUUUCUGAAGAAUGACAAGACAGACCCAAGCAGUAAAAUAAAAAAAUCAGAAGGUGUCUGGUAGAACCUUUAGCUGACAAAGUGUAUUAAAAAGCAUACAUUUUUGUGAGCUAUAAAUGAGCUAGUUUUACUAGACGUCUGAUUUUUGGCUGCGGUAGAUACCGUAAAUACAACACUUAAUAAAAUGUAACCAGUAGGUGGCGCUACAGUAAUGCCAGUGCCAGAAGUGUAUCUAUGGAUGUGUAUACUCCUAUCUAUUACUAGCACAGAAACAAGCCAUAAUAGAUUCUGUCAUAAAACUUGCACUUGCCAGAUUUUUAUUGCUCUGUGUAAAAUGCCAUUAAAUCAAGGAAUAACUUGUAGGUUUCUUAUAUAACGUUAUUUUCUAAUUGUAAGCAAUGUUUUCUUAAGCAUACAUAAAUCUUUGACUCAAAUUUCACACCUUAAAUGAUAAGUGUGACAUUUUCAGUAGGAUGGUUAUCAAUCUAAAAUUUUAUGUGAAACGGUUAUUAUUCCCCCAUACAAAAAAAAGUUUGAGAUUGCAUGUGAGGUACUUAGCGAUCUGCUUUACUCAUACCUAGUAGGUUUCCAGUGCUUUCCUUUCAUCUCAGAAAGCAUACAAUGCACUAUUAAAACUUAAUUUAUCAUUGAAAUGUAGUUUUAUGCCUAUCUAACACUAUAAUUUUAAAACUGAUGGAAGAUAUUGUGACCUCUCAUUUUUAACUCUUUCAAGUCUGUAUGAUAUAACUGCAGCCUGUAAUCUGGAGAUUAUUUUGUUUUCAUCAGGUUUUAUAAAUUCUACAAUCUAGCAGAAUACUGAUGAUGUGUGCCUAUAUAUGUUUGCUACUUUCAAAUUCAAAUAUUUAUCUUUUGAUAAAUACCUGAAGUCCAAUUUCAGGUUUGUUUUUAUUUUAUGUACAGAAAGCUUGCAUACCCUCUAUAUGUGAAAGUGGUUUCUCUAGAGCUCUUGUUGUUUACAAAGUCAGACAUUCUACCACUCCUAUAAACUUUUGUUUUAAUUCUUUCAUACCAUAUUUUUGGCUAUCAAAUAUGUGCUUUAAAUACUUUUUGUAUUUAUGCCGCAAUGGCAACAUUUUGUUUGGACUGCUCAAAACUUCAAAAUAAAAUAGAGUUUAUUCAAACCAA
Pantherophis guttatus is the source of this 7114-nucleotide messenger RNA. It is a transcript of the gene SLC25A36, whose product is annotated as solute carrier family 25 member 36. Gene Ontology annotation, biological process: pyrimidine nucleotide import into mitochondrion. Gene Ontology annotation, cellular component: mitochondrion. The record is from RefSeq and is a predicted model, not a curated record. Lineage: Eukaryota; Metazoa; Chordata; Lepidosauria; Squamata; Colubridae. Gene Ontology annotation, molecular function: pyrimidine nucleotide transmembrane transporter activity.